GAAGAAGAAUGACACACACAUUCGUGAAAAUUAUUUUUUCAAUCAAUGUUUGCUUGCAUCUAGAAAUAGUGAAAUUACAGUGAUAAAUAUAAGAAUUUCUAUUAUAUCGCGUAUAAAUUCACUUGAGGAGUAAUUACUUAUCAUUCGAAUUUCAUAUUGUUAUUAUUGGAUUUAGGUUGUGGCUAUUGACAACAUAGUGCAGUAUAGAUUUUGUUCUGCAAAGAAAAUAAGCGCAACAAUAGCGUGGGUGUGGAAAGUUACCAUAAUUGCAUGGUAUCUAAGCACAGUAUACGGUGCAAGUGCUGCAACGGCGCUUCUGGAUGCCGGGUUGCUAAUACCACAUUCUGAAUAAUUUGUCGGUCCUCGCGUAGGCGUGACGCGAUUUAUUAUUACGAGAUAGAUAUCAGUCUAUACUAAACUGAAACGUAGAGAUCAGCAAUUUGAUUCAAGAUUGUAGUUUGUAUUAUAUGUAUGUAUUACAUGGAUCAAUACUAAACAUUUUGAGCUUGAACUAUACUAUGAUGUGUUUUGAGUAUCUUGGUUAAGUGACAAAAUAGCUGCCAGGAUGGAAGACGACGGAGAUGAUAAAGAUGACUCUAAAAGGAGGACACGUAACUUGAGUGAGAAAAAGCGGCGGGACCAGUUUAACAUGUUAGUAAAUGAAUUAAGCUCCAUGGUCUCGUCUACCAACAGAAAAAUGGAUAAAUCCACAGUCCUUAAGGCUACAAUAUCAUUUUUAAAAAAUCAUAAUGAGAUCACAGUGAGGUCAAGGGCUCACGAUGUGCAAGAAGACUGGAAACCGGCAUUUUUGUCAAAUGAAGAAUUUACUUUUUUAAUUUUGGAAGCUUUAGAAGGCUUUGUCAUGGUUUUUUCCGCCAGUGGGCGAAUCCAUUAUGUUUCUGAAAGUAUAUCGUCACUCCUCGGUCACAAUCCUGCUAGUCUAUUAAACCAAAGCAUCUUUGAUUUGGCUUUCGAAGACGAUCGGCCAAGCUUGUAUAAUUUGCUUCAGAAUCCGGCACCACUAUUGGAGGCCCAGCAAGGUAUUAACGAAGAAAACGAGGUAAGGUUCCAGUGUCACUUACGGCGCGGAACCCUAGACUUCAGAGAUGAAACCACCUAUGAGCUUAUCCAGUUCAAUGGUCAUUUUAGAGCUAACAUGGACCAACCUGAUCGUGAGGAUAUAAUAUAUCAACAUGACCGAGAUUCACGGUUGCUCUUCGUUUGUACCGGCCGCUUAUACACGCCUCAGCUGAUCCGCGACGUGUCGCUGGUAGACUCGAAUAGAAACGAAUUCACGUCCAGACACAGUUUGGAAUGGAAAUUCCUCUUUCUCGACCACCGCGCGCCGCCCAUCAUUGGAUACUUGCCUUUCGAAGUAUUAGGCACCUCUGGAUACGAUUAUUACCAUUUUGAUGAUCUGGAGAAGGUUAUGACGUGCCAUGAAGCACUGAUGCAAAAAGGCGAGUUGACGUCUUGUUACUAUCGCUUCUUGACGAAGGGGCAGCAGUGGAUCUGGCUUCAGACCCGUUUCUACAUCACAUACCAUCAGUGGAACUCGAAGCCAGAGUUCGUUGUAUGCACACACCGUGUCGUCAGCUACUCGGAUAUAGUCAAGAGUAUGAAAGAAGAGGGAGUUGAAACUGAACCAGCGAGCGAGACGGAUAAUAAUAAUACGAUGAAAGAUAAUCCCUCCGAAGACAUGGUUACUAUGUCGCCAUCAUACAUGUCAGAGGUUAGCGACGCAUUCGGCAAUAACUACCAUCAUAUGUCACAGCCCGCUUCUGUGAAGUCAGCGUCUGGAGGCAGCACGACGGGCACCGUGGCGACUUCGAACACGGCAGCGACCGCAGCUGCGUCCUGGACUCGGGCUUCUCACACCCGCUACACCGCCUCCGACACCGCCUCGCUCUCCGGCGAUUCUCAGAGGUCUCAGCGGAACAGCUCCCAAGAGGCGCAUCAGAUGGAGCCGGCCCUGGUGCCGCAACACGGUAUCGGGGCUCAGUACUUGGACCCGGCGCCCUACGUCAGCGCUGUGGGAGUCCAGGGCGUCCUGCCUCGCCCCUUACCCCCCUUGCCGGUCUUGCCGCCUCUGCCUGUUAUCGUAUCGCCGGACCAGGCUCAGUUGCAGUUGCAGCGGAAACAUGAGGAGCUUCAACAAAUGAUCGUGCAGCAGCAGGAGGAACUGCGCCAAGUCAAGGAGCAGCUGCUGCUCGCCAGGCUUGGUAUGUUGCAGCCGAUUAUAAACGUUCCAAGCCAGUAUAUGACGUCUGAGGAGUUGCAACAGAACCAACGGCCAGCACAGAUAGUGUACGACGUGCAGGCGCCGCGCCCUGCCGUCGUGUACCCCCCGCCGCAUCACUCUCAAGACAACAAUCUCCAACACAAUAAUAUGCCACAGUGACGCGACAUCUUGUUGAUGUUCAUUGAUUGACUACUAUAAGAUAUGAUCCUAGUCUAAAUAGUACCCUGGGACUGUAUUUUGAGUUACCGUCAUUAUGAAUAGUCUAUAUCAAUAUCUAUACAUGUUUUUUAAUCAAAUACAGUUAAACGUACAUAUAGAAAUUAGAUUAAUGGUCAAUACAUAUACUCUGUGGUUUUGGCCUAGAGUAAGAAAAACUUAAGUGUUACUUUAAAAUGUAGUCGAUAUCUGUGAGCAUAGGUCGAGAGUUCGAUGCCUGUUUGAACUAGUGGAUAGCGCUGUCGAUUAUAGAUAGCGGAUUAUCCGUAAGUGUAUGAUGAAAUACUCUUCGAAUUUGAAAAUGAACGAAAACUAGAUGUUAAUAAAUCGCAAACGCGCGCUCAUGAUCCGUACAUGUUUUGAUCAGUCUUUGCCUAAACCUGAUCUGUCAAGAUUAUGUUCAAUUACAUAAGUGGUAUUUAUGAUGAUUUUAGAUAUUUGUUGUUUGUGAUCAAAUAGGAUAUUAAGAUCACCAAACAUAUAUUAUUCGAUAUAUAUAUUCAUGUGACGUGUAGAUCACGUAAUUUUAGUAGCGUCUUAAUUAUAAGACUAUAUCACCGAAUACUAAUUAACCUUUUUUUGCGCUAAACACCCGCCUUCGACUAUGUUGUAACUUUAGUGGAAGUUUUAUUUAUUUUCAAAGGCUGUGCAUCCAAUAUAAUUUGUAUAUUAUACCCAUCGUUUUUUAAAUUGUUAAUUUUUGUGCAAUGUGUUGUCUUCAUUAUAAAAAAUGUAUAUUUACUUUAGUUUCCACACAAAUAUUAUUUUACUGUCUGUGAUCUGUCAUAUUAUCUAGAUGUAAAUUAAUAAGAGCUAAUUAAGAAGUUUAAAGGCACAAUAUAUUAGGCUUAUGAAAAUGAAAAGUUAUGUGCCAUUUUAGUAUAUUUAUUAUACAUACGUUUCACUUGUUGAUUGAUUAUAUUUUCGUUGAUCUCUUUAUGAAGUGUAAAUAGUAUUGUCGUGUCUAUCUGAUUUUAAAAUAUGUAUGAUAUGAUUAUUGUAUAUGCUUAUGUCAUGAAAGCAAAAAAGCAGUUUGUAAUAAAUAUACUAAUCGCACAUGAAAGAUAGUCCCGUUUCUUUAAUCGCCACUUGUUAGUAUGACUAAAUAAAGCUUUACUAAUUUUUAUUUACUAAAAAGACGUAGAUUUGUACGUUCGCAGAUUAUUACUGAUAAUAUAAUAUACUUUUUGAAAUUUUGGCGAUAUAUUUGUAACGGAUAAUCGUUACAAUCGAUGGUAUUUUAACUGGCUUAUAACUGAUGAUUAUGUGUAGAUAAUUUGAAAUAAAUGUAUUUCAAGAUCCGUGCAGAAAUAUACAUCGUGAACAAAUUUUGAUUCCAACGUGUGUACAUACAUUUGUAUAUUUAUUCUGGGAAAAGGGUAAUUUGCAUGAUUUUAGACAUGUGUUUAAAUAAA
Messenger RNA from Plodia interpunctella (Indianmeal moth), 3873 nucleotides. It is a transcript of the gene Clk, whose product is annotated as Clock. Lineage: Eukaryota; Metazoa; Arthropoda; Insecta; Lepidoptera; Pyralidae. The record is from RefSeq and is a predicted model, not a curated record. Gene Ontology annotation, cellular component: cytoplasm; nucleus; CLOCK-BMAL transcription complex. Bases 566 to 2401 code for a protein of 611 amino acids. The transcript is spliced from 13 exons. Gene Ontology annotation, biological process: circadian regulation of gene expression; regulation of transcription by RNA polymerase II. Gene Ontology annotation, molecular function: DNA-binding transcription factor activity, RNA polymerase II-specific; RNA polymerase II cis-regulatory region sequence-specific DNA binding; protein dimerization activity.